AUGGAUGAAGAUAAGGCGAUUCAAAUUUUAGAAGCCGACCUGGGUUUCCUAGAUGCUCGUGAAGACCGGUUUAUUGCGGCUGAACGGCUCAAGUUUUUCCCAUCGGAGAAAGCAGCGGAUGCUAUCAUUCGGUUUGUCAGGAAAUUCGACAAAACAAAAAUGGACCAGUAUCUUCUUGAGGAUUACGUCUCUCGACGAAAGGCUGUUGAGACGCUCGGAAGACACAAGGGAGCGUUCAGGCGGCAACCGGUUGAAAAGUUGCUCUCUGAAUGCCUACACGACGGAGACCCUUAUAUGGUUGAAGUGGCUGUGUGGGCAGUUGCUGAGAUUGGGGUGGCAGAUGAUUCGAGCAUCCUACAGGACGUCAUGGGGGUGCUGGACAAUGACAAGGUCGAGAAGAGAGUGAUUAUUCAGACUCUGAUGCGCGCGUCGUACACACCGGCUUUAGAACGGAUUAAGGCGCUCGUUGACAGUUUAGAUGCGGCUGCAUCAAGCGCUGCUAUGACAGCGGUAGCUAUGUUGUCACCGGAGGCGCAGAGCAUGGAAGGGGUGGUGGAUUUUCUGAAAAGUGACGACCUGAAUGUGCGAAGAGCGGCGCUUGAGGACAUCACGGUCUCCAAAUAUGUGCCAGCCAUGGGUGAGGUUGCCGUUUGUCCCAAUUCGCUUGUGCUGCGAUCGCGCACAGUUCGGGUACUUUUGGAUGUGCGCAGGCAGGAAAAUGGAGGAAUGGAGGAUUCUCUUGAUGCGGACACAGCAGCGCUUGUAGAUAGAUUGAUUUGGGACCAUCCAGGAGAUCUGGACCUGCUUGGACAGAAAAAGGAGACGCGAAAAGCGAGGGAUGCCAGUCGCAACAUUCGACAACUGUACAAAAACGAUGCAAUUUUUGCAUACAUGGCUUCCAAAUGCCUUGCCGAAGACCACCGGGAGUCAGGCUCCUCGCAGGUCGGGGCUGAUGUGGUCAAGUCUUACAAUGAUUUGGGGUACUUUGAUUACUUUGGGGCAUAUCACGUGUACAAGACGCUUGGAUGGUUGAAACACGCAGAAGCGUACGACAUGCUGCUGGAGAAUGCAGAAAAGUUGCCGCCGCGAUUUUUCAACCAUCAAGCCGGAGCAGUGGUCGCUCUUGCUGAGCUAGGAAAGGCAGAGGCGAUACCAGUUCUGCACAAAGUGGGCGAAGAGGCAACAAUCUGGCAACUAAAGUACGCAUGCCUCCUUGCAUGUGAGCGCCUCGGAGACAAGGGUUAUCUGCGGUCACGGCUACAAAGCGAUGAAGACUGGCUCAUUCGUGCUCGUGCUAACUCGGCGUUGGACUUUGGGCAUCUCAGAAGUGGAUUUGAAAAGGAUGGUCAAUAA
Chondrus crispus (carragheen) is the source of this 1353-nucleotide messenger RNA. RefSeq lists its product as hypothetical. Lineage: Eukaryota; Rhodophyta; Florideophyceae; Gigartinales; Gigartinaceae. The transcript has a single exon. The record is from RefSeq and is a predicted model, not a curated record. The coding region runs from base 1 to 1353 and encodes 450 amino acids.